This is a messenger RNA of Elgaria multicarinata webbii, 1961 nucleotides long. It is a transcript of the gene SYT4, whose product is annotated as synaptotagmin 4. Bases 71 to 1348 code for a protein of 425 amino acids. NCBI's taxonomy places the organism in Eukaryota, Metazoa, Chordata, Lepidosauria, Squamata, Anguidae. The record is from RefSeq and is a predicted model, not a curated record. Gene Ontology annotation, biological process: cellular response to calcium ion; regulation of dopamine secretion; calcium ion-regulated exocytosis of neurotransmitter. Gene Ontology annotation, cellular component: synapse; plasma membrane; axon. Gene Ontology annotation, molecular function: SNARE binding; phosphatidylserine binding; calcium ion binding. The transcript is spliced from 4 exons.
GUUUUCUCUGCGAGCAGACGAAAGAGGACGGCCGUUUUCAGCACCUUGGACAGAGCACGCAGCAAACAACAUGGCUCCAAUUACAGCCAGCCGAGAAGAAUUUGAUGAAAUUCCAACUGUGGUUGGAAUCUUCAGUGCCUUUGGGCUAGUCUUCACUGUCUCCCUCUUUGCUUGGAUCUGCUGCCAGCGCAAAUCUUCCAAAUCAAAUAAGACUCCUCCUUACAAAUUUGUCCAUGUACUGAAGGGUGUUGAUAUUUAUCCUGAGAACCUCAACAGCAAGAAGAAGUUUGGUGCAGAGGACAAAGGGGAAGCCAAAAACAAGCCUGUCAUGCCAAAGAGCUCUCUUCACCUCGACCUGGAGAAGCGAGAUCUGAAUGGCAACUUCCCCAAAACAACCCCUAAAAUACCAAGUUCCUCAGAUGUUGAGAACUUUACUCCAAAACUCUUUCCUGAGAGGGAGAAAGACUCAGUAUCCCCUGACAGCUUGAAGUCCAUCACAUCAAUAUCUUCUGAAGAGAAACAAGAUAAAUUAGGGACUCUCUUCUUCUCCAUUGAAUACAACUUUGAGAAGAAAGCUUUCAUGGUGAACAUCAAAGAAGCAUGUGGCUUGCCAGCCAUGGAUGAGCAGUCAAUGACUUCUGAUCCAUACAUCAAAAUGACAAUACUGCCUGAGAAGAAACACAAGGUGAAAACUCGAGUGAUGAGGAAAACCUUAGAUCCAGCUUUUGAUGAAACCUUCACCUUUUAUGGGAUCCCUUAUACUCAAGUUCAAGACCUCAGCCUUCACUUUAUGAUCCUGAGUUUUGACCGGUUUUCUCGAGAUGACAUCAUUGGAGAAGUCAUGUUUCCUCUGUCAGGAAUUGAGUUGUCUGAAGGAAGAAUGCAGAUGAACAAGGAAAUCAUCAAAAAGAAUGUUAGGAAGUCUUCUGGGCGUGGAGAGUUGCUGAUUUCUCUUUGUUACCAGUCCACAACGAAUACUCUCACUGUGGUUGUUUUAAAGGCCAGACACCUACCUAAAGCUGAUGCUUCAGGCUUGUCAGACCCCUAUGUCAAAGUGAACCUAUACCAUGCCAAGAAAAGGAUCUCCAAAAAGAAAACCCAUGUCAAGAAGUGUACCCCCAAUGCAGUGUUCAAUGAACUCUUUGUCUUCGAUAUUCCCUGUGAGGGUCUCGAAGAGAUCAGUAUUGAAUUCUUGGUUUUGGAUUCAGAGAGGGGAUCCCGGAAUGAAAUCAUUGGGCGGUUAACCUUGGGGGCUUCUGCAGAAGGAACAGCUGGAGAACACUGGAAGGAAAUCUGUGAAUAUCCUAGGAGACAAAUUGCCAAAUGGCACAUGUUGUGUGACGGCUAACAACGUCACAAGAGGUUGGAACUUUUUUUAAAAAAAAUAUCCAUAGGCGAGGAUCAGUUUUCUUACUUUGCAUUGUAUAAUCACAGGCUUAUGCCAUUAAAAAUACUUUUCUUGUUAUUAUUGUUGAAAAUUAAUGGAAUUAUCAGAACAGAAGGUAACUAGAUUUUCUCACUCAGUUGAGGCUGUUUCCCAAACUCUAAAGAACUUGAUGUAAUUUAAUCUGUGCUUCAUAUUCUACUGGAAUUUACACAGCUAUAGAGACACAAAGUGCUGUAUACUCAAUUAAGAAGUCUGGUUUUUUUUAAAUUACUAAAGUACCAGGAAUCCUAGAUUACUGUUGUCACUCAAAUGAUGAUAAUCUCAUUAAUAUAUGUUGCUAGAUCUAGAAAUACCUGUGUUUUGUAAAGUCUAAAAUAAUGAUUUUUAAAAGCUGAGCAAAUGGGGUGUGUGGGGAGGCUAUUUCUUUCAGCUUCAUAAUUUAUCACAAACCUCUCUUUUAUGAAAGUCGAAGCAUUUUUCAUAAGGUUAGUUGCUUAUAUUUUGAGCAAUCCAAAGACAAAGACAGUUUUAACAAUUUACAUUGCACAUCAAUGGUCCAAUUUGUUAUUUAACC